AUGGGAAUCCUUAUAAAUACUGAGUCAUCUCAGAUUCCUGCUGAACUUAAAGAUAUUCUUCAGCGUAUAGAUGAUAUUAAACAAGAGCUUCAAUCAUUAAGUCAAGUGCUAUCUCAGAAUAAUGUUAAUAUGGAGACGUCUUUAAUAGAUGAAGAAGGCUUUCCAAGGUCUGAUAUAAAUAUUGUUGAAGUACGAAUGGCAAGAGCACGAAUAAACAGGCUUAGAAAUGAUUAUCGGGAAUUAACAGAUAGUAUGGAGACUAUACUUCAUGAUAUUCAUGUAUUAAAUGGACCUUCAAUUGUUCAAGAGCCUAUUUAUAGGCCUUUUGCAAAGGUUAACUAUAUUAUGCAUAAAUCACCGGCUUAUUUGGCAGGGCUUCAUGAAGGAAGUAUUUUAUUAGGUGAUUUAAUCAAAAAAUUUGGUACGGUUCAUGCAGGAAGUCAUGAUACAAUAUCAGCAGUUUCACGACUUGUUCAGGCAUCAGAAAAUAAAGAAAUAGAAAUAUUAGUUGUUCGAAAAAUAGAUAGUAAAGAAACAGAUAUUAACCUUGUUUUAAUACCUCAAAAAGACUGGGGAGGAGGUGGAAGCCUAGGUGCAUAUAUUGUUCCUAUAAAUUCAUAA
Molecule: messenger RNA, 621 nt
Organism: Pneumocystis carinii B80
Lineage: Eukaryota; Fungi; Ascomycota; Pneumocystomycetes; Pneumocystales; Pneumocystaceae
Exons: 5
Coding region: 1-621 (206 amino acids)
Biological process (GO): proteasome regulatory particle assembly
Cellular component (GO): nucleus; cytoplasm
Molecular function (GO): protein binding
Source: RefSeq, a predicted model, not a curated record